AAAUCGCUUGCGUUGCGCGACCCAAUGACAAUGGCAAUGGCAUGCAGCCCUACUUCAGCCAAGAGACGCAAGCAUGACACCACAUCUUCAGGCGAUGGAAGUGACCCUAAUUGCAGCAAUGACGUGUUCUACAUUCCAGUGAAGGGACAGUACUACUACAAUCUGGUCUCUGCUCUCUAUAAGCAACUGUGUGUGCAUAAUGGAGAUGUGGCCUUGUUUGAGGAGCUGCAAGGGAGUUUGGGAUCUACACAGUCAGCUAACAAUCAAGAUAACGAAUCAGCCCUCUCUUCUCUCAUUAAAACCGACCAUCAAAAUGAGAACCAACACAACUCCGAAGAUAACAACGCGCCACCGUCCACCCCCGCAUUGGCCGAGACACCGCCAGCCUCUCCGGGUCCACAGGACGACAACUUAGAUUUGAAUUUCGGAGAUCACGGAGAUUUCGCAGAUACAAGUAUUGCGGCUUUUUUGAACCGUAUCGGAUGUAGCUACGCGAUUGAGUGUUUCAUGUCGAGAAAUAUUUUACAUACGGGAGAGCUGGCACAUCUAGCAGAUCACGAAAUCAUUGGAAUGAAUCUUGAUGAGGUGACCCAAAGCAAAAUUCUACAAGCGAAGAGAGAUCUAGCUGCCAAUGGUAGUCUAACCAACAGUACAUACCCCUCUCAGCAGUUCAGCAAUUUCGACGACCCAGGAGAUCAAUUAAUGGUGGUUAGAACAGCGUCGAAUUCCUCCAUGACAAUCUUACCAAAUGGUGACAUGCGCCAAACUAGAUACACUCUCCAUCACUCGGUAUCCUUUCUGAAAAGCGCGGGAAACUCUUUCGAGUUGAAGAACAACUCAAGUUUGAUAUAAAGGUCACAAUCUUGGACAAACUGCAAAAAAUGAAAAAACUGUUUCGACAAUUAAAGAAGUCGAGUCGAGAUUUAACAAGUGCAACAAUCGUUUUUAUAGAAACUAAGUUAAAAGCAAUUUUUGUGUCGCAGUAAAACUCAAAUUUAACUUUAAUGCUAAAGAUACUUAAACUUAUAGAGGUAUUUUGCAUAUGCAUUUAUAAAGUUAUGGUUUUAUUUAUAUCUUCCUUUAUUUUUUGUUUCACUUCGUUCAUUUGUCUUUCUAACUAUGAUCUUACGAAAUUAUCCAUAUCAUUUUGUGUUUUUACCCUUUGUAUCUGUGCUCAAUUUGUACAAUUUACGGUUCUUUGUGCGUUUGUUUUCUAUUUGAGAUUCGUGCGCACGCGUCGGGCUGUUCCAAAUGCCUCU
Symsagittifera roscoffensis is the source of this 1259-nucleotide messenger RNA. RefSeq lists its product as uncharacterized. Lineage: Eukaryota; Metazoa; Xenacoelomorpha; Acoela; Convolutidae. The coding region runs from base 25 to 852 and encodes 275 amino acids. The record is from RefSeq and is a predicted model, not a curated record. The transcript has 3 exons.